This is a messenger RNA of Daucus carota subsp. sativus, 465 nucleotides long. Its product is annotated as protein indeterminate-domain 6, chloroplastic-like. The transcript has 2 exons. NCBI's taxonomy places the organism in Eukaryota, Viridiplantae, Streptophyta, Magnoliopsida, Apiales, Apiaceae. The record is from RefSeq and is a predicted model, not a curated record. Gene Ontology annotation, cellular component: nucleus. Gene Ontology annotation, molecular function: DNA-binding transcription factor activity. Bases 1 to 465 code for a protein of 154 amino acids.
AUGGCUUCUUCUCUCCCAGGUGCUGCUUCUCAGAGAAGAAAGAGAAAUCAUCCUGGAAAUCCAAGUCCUGAUGCUGAGGUUGUAGCCCUCUCUCUGGACACUCUAGGGGCUACAAACCGGUUUUUGUGUGAGGUGUGUGAUAAGGGUUUUAAAAGGGAGCAGAACUUGCAGCUUCACAGAAGAGGACACAAUCUUCCCUGGAAGCUCAAGCAAAAGACAAGCCAUGAAUUCAAGAAAAAGGUUUACAUCUGCCCUGAACCUGAUUGUGUCCAUCACGAUCCCUCAAGGGCUCUUGGAGAUUUGACCGGAAUUAAGAAGCAUUUCUUUCGGAAACAUGGUGAAAAAAAAUUCAUUUGUGAUAAGUGUAACAAGGCAUACGCGGUGCAAUCUGACUGGAAGGCUCACCAUAAGACCUGUGGUACAAAGGACUACAUAUGUAAAUGUGGUACUACCUUCUCCAGGUGA